Messenger RNA from Candidula unifasciata, 426 nucleotides. NCBI's taxonomy places the organism in Eukaryota, Metazoa, Mollusca, Gastropoda, Stylommatophora, Geomitridae. The record is from the annotation of a GenBank genome assembly.
AUGGCUCCUAAAAGAAACAACAUUAUACCAAAUGACUAUUUCCACAAGGAUUUGCAGCGCCUGGUCAAAACAUGUUUCAACCAGUCCAUAAGAAAGAAGCGGAGACAUGCAGCUCAUGCCAAGAAAGCGGCAGCAAUCGCACCACGACCAGUUGCCGGUCUCCUGAAGCCCAUUGUCAGAUGUCCUAUCUUUAAAUACAACACUAAGAUUAGGCUUGGAUGCGUCAACAAAACAGUGGCACGCACCAUUGGCAUCUCUGUGGAUUACCGCAGACGAAGCAUGUCUUUUGAAUCCCUCCAGCAGAACCUGAUUAUCUUCCCACGCAAGGAGGGCAAACCUGGCAAGGGAGAUCUGACUGGACCUACAGUGCUGCCACUUGAGAUCAAGUUCAAACCCGAGAAGGCACUUGUACCCACUGAGGAUUAG